AUGAUAGUGUUGCGGAUCGGAUGCGAAGCUGGACCCUGCUCAGACGCGGUCGUUGCCUACCGUGGAGCAAAAUUUCUAUCCGAUUUCCGCACUUUGGCCGGCGUGUCGAAAAUCGGGGGCGAUCUCACCGAUGAUCAUGCCACAGCUCGUCCAUCGCCUCACAGUCGGCAGCUGCCGCCAUCCAACGAUUUGCACAUGGCAAAUGGCGUCAAGGAUGCAGCUACGAUGGAGGGACAGUUCCGACGUGCAUCAGUAUGA
Messenger RNA from Pseudozyma hubeiensis SY62, 258 nucleotides. RefSeq lists its product as hypothetical. The transcript has a single exon. Lineage: Eukaryota; Fungi; Basidiomycota; Ustilaginomycetes; Ustilaginales; Ustilaginaceae. The coding region runs from base 1 to 258 and encodes 85 amino acids. The record is from RefSeq and is a predicted model, not a curated record.